This is a messenger RNA of Physcomitrium patens, 2259 nucleotides long. The record is from RefSeq and is a predicted model, not a curated record. NCBI's taxonomy places the organism in Eukaryota, Viridiplantae, Streptophyta, Bryopsida, Funariales, Funariaceae.
GCGGAGAAGGAAGAGUGAGAGAACGGGGGAGGGGCAGGGUUUUCGAAGUUUGAAGCUGGGAUUUGCACGCAGGAGGCACAGGCAUGAUCAUUCGUGUCGUGCUUGAAUGCCAGCCAAAGCAGACAGAUGAGCGGAGAAACGCAAUGCGGGGGGCAGUUUGCAGCGAGAUUGAAUACUAGAGUUGGGUGUCUGUAGAGAGGAUUGAAGUAAGCGUCGUUUUGGAGCAGGUGGGAGCGCUGACAAGGUCGUCAUGGCAUCAUUUCGUGGACCGGGGGCGAUGGCCGGGAGCAGUGGGGUAUCGCCCGAGGUCGACCCCGCAUUGUACCGCAACUUGGUGGAGAUGAUUCCUCUGAUGGAGACUUUUAUGGUGCGCUUCUUGUCUGCACGUUGACGACCUUCGUGUUCCUUGACCGCAUUGGGAGGUGAACUUUGUUGGGAGAGCAGAAUGUGCAGUUGGGUUUGGAUAGGUCUGUUAUGGGAAGCAGGCUUUGCAGACCUCCUCUUGGGCGACAUUUGGAAACUUCAUAGCUUUGGCAUUGUGUUGGACUAGAUGACUUGGAAUGGCUAGUGUGUGUCGAGGGAAUGGGCUCGUGUCAAUAUGUGAGGAACGCAUAUUGCCAAAAAUUCUGUCGCCGUGACAGUUUGAAAUUUCCUCACGGAAGGGUUGGGGGAAUGUCAUGAGAAUGGUUCUCAUAUCUGUAUUCUUGAGCGUAUUGACUACACUUUUUGUCAAUCGAAAUUUCAAGUUCUUUGCAGGGUGGGGGGGGGGGUGUUUAAUUUCUCUGACCUGUGAUCUGCAAUUACUUCGAGAAUUUUUCAUGUGUGCUCAGGAGCAGCAGGGAUCUCGGACUAGCAUGUUUGGCCGUCAGGCUUCUAUGAUCUACACACCUGCACCUCUCCCUAAAUAUCUGUACAAGUCUUAUGAGAAUCCCUUGAAAUCAAAAAGGGUGCCCAUGUCCCCAAAGCUUGAACCGAGUCAUGAAGAUUCUAAAGAGGAGUGUACAUGGGAGGAAAGCGAGAACAUUCUUCGGCGCAUUGAUAGGGACCCGGCUCAAGAAGACUUCAACCAGGACUCACGCCAUUUACUCGAAGAAAUUGAGGAAUUGAAGCAGAAGUUAUGGGAAAAGGACUGCCUAUUGGAGACACUUGGCCAGCUCUCCAAUCAGACCCUAUGUUCACAGGGUUCUCAGACUGAUGCCGUGAACCAGACAUCAAGUUCGCAAUUUAAGAGUACAGAAGGUAAUGGCUUACAGGAAGCACUAUUUGAAUGUAAUAGUAAGCCAGGAAAGCACGCAUCUCAUGGAAAUGGUGCAGUUCAGAGCAAAGAUGAGAAGCAUGAGGACAUGAAGCUCUUGCAAGCCCAAAUCGAUCAGCUACGUCAGAAGUUGGUUGAAAAAGAUAGCUAUAUCCAAUCAGCUCAACUAGAACUACGUGAACAUCAGCAAGGGCUUGGAGAGUUGAAUUUACUAUUGGAGCAAGCAGAGCGUGGUAUAGUGAAAAGGAGCCACAAAGCAAGUAGCAUGGAAGCAGAAUUGACUACCUUGCGUUGCCAGGUUUUGACUUUACGCUAUCAACUUGAUGCGGUUGAAGCUGCUGGACUCGUUGAUGCCAGCCAGUCAGAACAGCAGUUAAACACAGCCCGGGAAGGUCCACCGCACCGGGUGGAUAUGGUUUCCUCUAUCUCAUCAGAAGCACGUCAAAAGACAACGUUUCUGGUCUCCACGCCAGCCCCGAAUGGCGAAGAACAGGUGAGCAGCGGGUCAGAAGGGUCCAAGGAAGAGAAAGAGGAGCUAGAGCUAGCGAGACGUAAAUACCUGGCAGCUAUCAUGGCUGCACGCCAAAUGCCUCUUAAAGAGUCUCUUGCAAUGGUUGCUGAGUGUCGAAAUCAACUGAAUACCUUCCUGAAAGACAUUCCUACACUUCACUGUUUGGGUGCUGAAUAAUAUGGGAUUGUGCACUUAGGAUUGCCGUUGGUUACUAGUGUCGAUUGUGUCAUUCAUCUGUCUUAUCCACGGAUCAUCCGUGUACUUAGCUGACCUGCUUGUUCCAGAUUAUUCAGCACAUAGAAUUUGAGAUUCUAGGCUUUGUGCUAUCUAUGUUUUCUCAUCUCAGUUGAUUAGCGGUAACACUCAUUAUUUCUGAUCACAGGUAGUGGUUUGGUAAUUUCAAGUCUUGGUCAGUUACCUUUCUGUAAAGUAUCAAGUAUAUAGAUGACAAACGAUCCAAUAAACAUUCUGGUGGUAUUGGCGUUAUGAUUGA